ACUUUAUUGACAUUUGCCAGUACACAGCAAUAAACGACACGCGAAAAAGUUGAACGUUUUUUUUUUUCUGACGUUCAAGGCUAGCCGGAUAUUGGUCAAAUAAUUAUAGUAUGUACGAACCUUCACGAAAAGUAGUUCAGACAGCGUACGAGAAAAAUUUUAAACAAAACAUUUCAUCGCUUCCAAGUUUUGAACGUUUGAAAAAAAUCUGUUCAGUGAUGAGAGAAAAAGUCGACCUACAACUAGGCCAGGACAGACCUAGUCUGACAACCGCCAUGCAUCCGAAGAAGCUGUUCACAUUCUUCGUGUGUAGCUGUUGCGUAUCAGUCAUACUCAUAGUCUUCGGGACAUUGCUGAUUUGCUUCACGCACAUCAUCUACGAAGCCAUCCUCAAAGGGAACUUGGUGCUUCAGCCCGGAUCCAGCGCAUUCCAAGUUGGGUAAAGAACCCAGUACCAUUAUAUCUGAAGCUCUACCUGUUCAAUUGGACAAAUCCGAAAGAUAUCAAUAACCAUACAAUAAAGCCCCAUUUCCAGAAGAUAGGGCCGUACACCUUCUAUGAGACGAAAGAAAAAACUAACAUCACCUGGAACAAUAAUAACACCGUGACCUACAAGAAUAUGAAGAAAUGGUGGUAUGUUCCGGAGAAAAGCAACGGAACUCUUGCAGAUACCGUUAUCAGCGUCAAUCCGGUUGCUUUCUCAGCCGCCUAUACGGUCAGAGACUUUCACUUCAUAGUGAAAAAGACCUUUUCCGGAGUCUUAUCCAGCAUGGUCCAGACUGUGGAGGCGGUCCGUCCAGUAGGACACGUACUGUUCGACGGUUAUACGGAUGCGUUGCUAAGCAUAGCUGCCAAACUACCAUUCCUGUCCAAGAACAACAUCCCCAACAUGGACAAAUUCGGCUGGUUUUACGGUAGAAAUGGAUCUGAGGAUUUCGAUGGGGAGUUAACAUAGACACCGGAAGGUCCGAUGGAAAAAUCGGAGAACUGGAACGGUGGAAGUUUCAGGAGCAUACUCCAUACUAUCCAGGAAAAUGUGGGAGAUUCGACGGAGCCUCUGCCGGUGAUUUCUUCCCGGGGAACCUAAAGAAAGACAGCGUUGUUAAGAUGUUCUCCUCCGAUUUAUGCAGGUAUGUUGAACUAGAAUUUGCAGAGGAAGUCAUGAUACACGGCAUAACGGGUUACAAGUUCAUAGCAGGACAGAAGUUCUUAGACAACGGUACAAAGGUUCCUGAAAAUAAGUGCUUCUGUGACGGCGACUGUAUGCCUUCUGGAGCUUUGAACGUAUCAAAUUGCAGACAUGGCUCUCCAGCCUUUGUGACGCUGCCCAAUUACUAUAGCGCUGAUCCGUACUACACCAGGCACAUCGAAGGAGUGGUACCUGACAAGGAGAGAGACGAGUUCUACAUGAUUUUUGAACCGAAAACUGGGAUACCUCUGGAAGUUGCAGCAAGGUUACAGCUGAACUUGAGGAUACAGCCAAUUCCGGGUGUGGCACAAAGAGCUAGAGAGCAUGACAGUGCUGAACAAUCAAACGGCUCCUUUUUGGCUUGCAUUUACCCAUAA
Messenger RNA from Acanthoscelides obtectus, 1566 nucleotides. Lineage: Eukaryota; Metazoa; Arthropoda; Insecta; Coleoptera; Chrysomelidae. The record is from the annotation of a GenBank genome assembly.